Cyphellophora europaea CBS 101466 is the source of this 363-nucleotide messenger RNA. RefSeq lists its product as uncharacterized. The transcript is spliced from 2 exons. NCBI's taxonomy places the organism in Eukaryota, Fungi, Ascomycota, Eurotiomycetes, Chaetothyriales, Cyphellophoraceae. Gene Ontology annotation, cellular component: cytosol; mitochondrion. Gene Ontology annotation, molecular function: deaminase activity. The record is from RefSeq and is a predicted model, not a curated record. Bases 1 to 363 code for a protein of 120 amino acids.
AUGGCUACUUCGGUCUUUACCAAAGAUGCAGCCGCACUCAUCACCACCCCAUCACCACGCUUCGUCUUCGCCUCAGGCCAGAUCCCGCUCCUACCCUCAGGGGAGCUGCUGCAAGCGACGGUAGCAGAGGAGACAGCUCAAGUGCUGCGCAACGUCAGCGCCGUUCUGGCGGCGGCGCAGACGGAUCUCUCUAGGGUUGUCAAGGUUACCAUCUUCCUCACCAGCAUGGCUGAUUUUGGGGAGGUCAAUGGGGAAUAUUCCAAGUGGUUCAACGCGCAGGAGAAGCCGGCGCGGUCGUGCAUCGAGGUACGGGCGCUGCCGAAGGGCGCACGUGUUGAGAUCGAGGUUGUGGCUUUGGCUUAG